Messenger RNA from Botrytis deweyae, 1113 nucleotides. RefSeq lists its product as uncharacterized. The transcript is spliced from 2 exons. The record is from RefSeq and is a predicted model, not a curated record. NCBI's taxonomy places the organism in Eukaryota, Fungi, Ascomycota, Leotiomycetes, Helotiales, Sclerotiniaceae. The coding region runs from base 1 to 1113 and encodes 370 amino acids.
AUGUACGCCCGCCGAGACCAGCGAACGACUCCAGAUCUCGCAAAAUUCCGGAGCGAUGGGCAGGAAAUCCCGACAGGUCGAGGGGUUCGCGAAACACCUCGGGCACAAAAUAAUGACCCCCAAGGACGACCAGAGAGUAAAAGGUACACAUAUGAGCAGCCUCUUCCUGAGCGUUCUCGCAAGGACCGUGGUCAAUUCUCAGUGCCAGCAGACGAUAUCAACUCAAGAUAUUUAAAUAGGGAGAGAGCAGAGAAACUUGAACGGGAUCGCAAAGAGAGAGAAGAUCGUGAAAGACGCAAAAGAGAGAAGAAAGAGGAACAAGAAAGACGGGAUGAGCAAGACAGAAGAGAAAGAGAAGAUCUUGAAAGACGCAAAAGCGAGAAAGAAACGAGGCGAGAAACAUGGAAUGAACACGAAAGAAUAGGAAGAGAAGAAGAAGACAAAAUUUACAAGCAAAAAAGGGAUAAACAAGGGAGAGAGGGAGGAAAAGAGGAAGACCCAUUAGAGCGCGCUUGGAAUGACAAGCUCCGAAAGGAGCGUGAAAAAGUAGCUGAACAGAUUGCAAUUGAGGAGUCUGCUCGGAAAUUUAAACCAAGAACAGCUACAAGGGAAACAAUAGGCAGAGACGAAGGAGGACGCACAAAGCAAAGAGCGAGUGACACCAGGACGAAAGGGAAAAGGGAUAGGAAGCCCAGAGAUAGAAGCAGGAGUAGAGAUCGGUACGAUAGAGGCCAUGCGCGCGUAAGACCAGCUCACCCAGAGACGAAUACAGGUGGAGGUGCUCGACAUAAAGACUAUGGGUCAUACACAUAUUCACCUCUUUACAUUCGCAAACCGGUCCCAAAACCAGAAGUCGACGGGAGGGGAGAUGAGAAAAUGUAUAGAGACAAGAAGGAUCGGGAUCAGACUAGAGAUCCUGAACUCAUAGCACGUCCCAGACGUAGGGAUGAAGCCGAUCAAUACGGAAAAUAUGUGCCAAGUAGGGAUCCGCUUUUCUCUAGUCAUGAAAGCCGACAUGCUCCCCCGCUCAGCCGUAGUACACCCCGGAAAACUGCCCACCACGACUCAGGGUAUGAGUAUAACGAUGAAAGACCUGGGAAGUACCGUUAUUGA